AUGUCUCAUGGUGCGAAUUGGGCUUUGGUCGCGUAUUGGACGUGUUUGCAGCCACGGCUCCUGAUUCUUUCACCGCAGAGUUUCUGUGCACAGGCGUUGGGUCAUGUUGGCCGCGUCAUUGCGACGACUUUCGAGUCACUGGAAGUUCUGAGAGAGAGAUAUUCUGAAAUAGACGAGACUAUUGCUGUGCUGGAGAAGCAUUUCGCCGAAGUUCACCAUGAAGUGGACUGCACGCGGAUUGCAGUCCAUGCAGAGUUCAAAGACUUGGAACGUUCCCUGGGAGCUGUCUACUACAAUUUUCCGCAUGCAGGAGCUGUUGGUGGCUUCUUUGAUGGCCAUCCACUGGUCAACUGGCGCCAUGAGAACCUGAUGCGCCUAUUCUUCAGGGCGUUACGUGCCUAUGUCAAGCCAGGUGGUGUAGUGAAGGUCGCAUCGAACCAGGGAGCGGUGGGCGUCCGGUAUUCCUACAUCAUCUGUUCGGCCGCAGAGAAUGAGUUUCGGCACGUAGAGACCGUACCAUUUCUGCAGUGGAGUCUGCACCGCUACGGCCGGUCCUAUGGAGAUCGUCGUGAUACUUACAGACGGCCAGAUGAGGGGGAGGGUUACAACGUUCAGCGCGCUGAAAAGGACAUGGUGUACACAUUCAAGUAUGAGCCCAGCGGUCGCACGCUGCCUCCACAAGAUAUCCGCUUGCCGCCGACCUUCAAGACAAUUGAGGCAUGUCCAGACGGAGCCUUCGAGGGCAUGAGCGGCGAGUCAAGGAAAAACCUGGCAAAGCAGCUCUACAAACGUGCGGCUGCCAAGGGCACUGCCACGGGUGUGCAGCUUACUUGCCGGUUCAGGAUGCGGACAGGUGGCUCGAACGUGAACAAACUUACCCACAAUUCCGAAGUGCCACAGCUCUGCCUCGACACCUCCACAUGCCAGCAAAGGUUCCUCCGCCACAGCUAUGCCAGAGCCACUGCCUGGGAGCCACGCUGUCGAUACCGUCUCCAGCAGCCCUUGGCCCAGCUAUGUGUGGCAACACCACCGCCAGCCGGACAGGACUUUGCUGGAUGCGGCCAGGGUGCAGCCCCUGGUCCAUGGUAUUGGCCAGAGGAAGUGUCGCUGAGCAUCUUGUCCGAGGUGUCUACUCUGGGUAUCCGUGUGCGCAUGGCGCAGCUGGGAAUGGCCGGUAUGAUGGGUGGGCCAGGCAUGUGCGGUUAUGGUGGCGCAGCGCAGUCGCCAGAGGGCUCCAGAGUUGAGGCCCUGGAGCGCUCGAUCAAGGAAAUGCAGGAGAAGCUCAAGGACUUGCGAGACUCCUUGGACACUGAGCGACAAGAGCGCUCCAAGGUGGAAUUUCGACUCCAAUGUGCUGAGAGGCGUUUGCAAGACGAGGAGUCUCGAACUAAUCGUGCUGAAGCCCGAGUGGCUGCAGUUGAAGCUGCAGCCAUGAAGCAAGAGGCACUGGUAGAAGGACUCCGGCACCAACUGGACAGAUCGCAGCCCACCGACGACACCAGGCUCGUGAGUGCUUUGCAAAAGAACUUGGAGGAGCAGUUGGCACCACUUCGCCGAGGGCUGGAGCAGAAAUCGUCUGAAGAGAUGCGGCUGCUCACCAAGGUCGUGGAACAGGCCCGAGACGCCGACUCCAACACAGCCUUAAAGCAGCGGCUGGAGGCGCUGGAGGUCAGACUUGACAGGAUGGGCCUCGACAUGCCCGUCAUGACCAUAAGGCCUCCUCCAGAGCGCACAUCAUACUUCCAAGCGUUGCAAGUGCAACAAAGUGGACGGCGCUUGGCAAACGGAUGUGAGGAGCUGCUUUCGCAACAAGUCUCUGAGAUGUCAGCAUUCACAGAAUUCGAGUUAUCUCGACGUCGCCGUUUGUGGCGUAGCACAGAAACGUCUUUGUUAUGGUCAGCAGGUAGGACAUGUCCAAGGCAAACAGGGGGUUUCAGUUCCAAUGACAAGCAUGUGAAUGUAUUACGUGCGGUUGAUGCUAAGUUGAUCUUCGAGAGCACAAGCACGUAA
Molecule: messenger RNA, 2010 nt
Organism: Symbiodinium sp. CCMP2456
Lineage: Eukaryota; Dinophyceae; Suessiales; Symbiodiniaceae
Source: the annotation of a GenBank genome assembly